AGCCGUGUUCGGUUCUCCUCGGCACUUUCCGUGGCCUCCGAUUUCCCCACAGUGAAUGACAGUGCCGGACUCCGCCGGACGGAGCAUAAAGGGCUUUCCUCGUCGCUGGAUUUCGCCACAGGAGCGAUGAUGUUCCGAGGUCUUGGUUUGUGAAGCUGAUAUAUCGGACUGAUAUGUCAACCUUGACUCGUAUCCCAGUGAACGAGGUCAGCCUGCGCUCCGGGGACCGAAUCGCGGUGCAGUUUGGCGUCCCCGAAGCCCGGAGGUAUCGCUUUUCACGGGCCAGUUCUGAGUUGUUGUCGCUAAAUGUCACCAGCAGUAACGAGCCCAGCCUUGUUUUCCUGGGUAGGUUGGAAUAGCUAGCAGGUCGUCGUUGGAUCGAGUAGAAGCAGAGCAGUGCCAUGUACUCAGAGUGGAGGUCGUUGCACCUGGCGCUCCAGAGUGACCAGGGACACCUAAGCGUCCUUCAUACGUAUCCCCCAACGGUGGGCCGUGAAGUGGCCAAUACCGUGGUGCGCCCCCUUGGGGCCACCCUCAGCAACCCCGGAUCAGAAAGCAUCCUCAAAACCGACAAAGAGGUCAAAUGGACGAUGGAAGUGCUCUGCUAUGGCCUGUCACUACCUCUGGAGGGAGACACCGUCAAGCUGUGUGUGGAUGUCUACACGGACUGGAUGAUGGCGCUGGUGGCCCCUCGGGACUCCAUCCCUCAGCCCAUCAUUAAUGAACCCAACCUCUAUGUUCAGACCAUCCUGAGACACCUACACAAUCUCUUUCUCCCCAGGCAGGAGCCAAGCAGCCCCAUUCACUUCCGCCUGUGUCAGCAGGUGCUCUCGGCAGUGCAGAUGCUGGCUAAGCAGUCCAGCACCAUGGUCCGGGAGACCUGGGAGGUUCUGCUCCUCUUCCUGCUAAGGAUCUGUGACACCCUGUUGGCCCCACCCACCGUUGCUGGUGGGAUAGCAGAAAACUUAGCAGGGAAGCUAAUGGGCGUGCUGUUCGAGGUGUGGUUACUGGCUUCCGCCCGCUGCUUUCCGACGCCGCCCUACUGGAAGACAGCCCGUGAGAUGCUGGCCAACUGGAGACACCACCCUCCAGUGGUGGAGCAGUGGAACAAGGUUAUAUGUGCCCUUACCUCCAGAUUGCUCCGGUUCACCUAUGGACCUUCAUUCCCUCCGUUCAAAGUUCCAGAUGACGAUGCCAGCAAGAUUCCCACCGAGAUGGACGACGACUGCGUGGCUCAGACCUGGCUGCGCUUCCUGCACAUGCUCAGUAACCCAGUGGACCUGAGCAACCCUGCCAUCAUCAGCACCACGCCCAAGUUCCAGGAGCAGUUUCUCAACGUCAGUGGGGUCCCCCAGGAGAUCGUCCAGCACCCCUGCCUCAAACAGCUGCCCCAGAUCUUCUUCCGUGCCAUGAGGGGAGUCAGCUUUCUUGUGGAUGCUUUCCUCGGUGUUGCGGCCUCAAAGUCAGAGACCCGUGACCAUCUGCCAUCUUAUGGGGUUACAGUGAGUAGGACCUAUAUACGCACCAGACUACCCUCUUUAGGUUUCGUGACAUCUAGGAACAAUUUUCGAGAGAGGCUACCCUAUGGUAUCUCUCGGCCGAGAUCAGACAGUGCCCCGCCCACACCUGUGAACCGGCUGAGCAUGCCACUGCCCCCCAGUGCCAUAAACACCACACCCCCACACAACCGUCGGCAUCGGACCACAGUGGUCAAGACGACCAGCAAAGCUUCCACGGGAACUACUCCCCACCAGCCCAAAGUGUCUCACCCGACCACCUCCUCGUCCCCCCUGUCCAGUCCCAACCAAACGAACGCAGAGCCUCGCCCUCUGCCAGCCCCCUCCAGACCAAAGGUCAACAGCAUCCUCAACCUUUUUGGCCAGUGGCUUUUUGAUGCCUCACUAGUGCACUGUAAACUCCAUGAUGGCUUCAACAGGGACAACACCAUGACUGCAUCUUUUAUCCAAAUUCUUCUUUCUUAUAAAUCUUCCCUGGCCACUCAAGCUGGCAUGGAGCUCCGCAGAAAGGGAUCCCAGUUGUCCACUGACACCAUGGUGUCCAACCCCAUGUUCGACACUAACGAGUUCCCCGAAAACUACGAGUCCGGCAGGGCCGAGGCCUGUGGGACGGUUUGUAGGAUCUUCUGCAGCAAGCGAACCGGGGAGGAGAUAUUGCCUGUCUAUCUCUCCAGGUUUUAUAUGGUCCUGGUCCAGGGUUUGCAGAUCUCAGACUUCAUCUGUAGACCUGUGCUGGCCAGCAUCAUCUUGAACUCCACGUCGCUCUUCUGCUCUGACCUAAAGGGUGUUAACGUCGUGGUCCCCUACUUCAUCUCCGCCCUGGAAAACAUUCUGCCGGACAGGGAGCUUUCCAAGUUCAAAUCCUAUGUCAACCCCACUGACCUGAGACGAGCUUCCAUCAGCAUCCUGCUUUCAAUGCUUCCUCUUCCUCACCACUUUGGGAAUAUAAAGUCUGAGGUUCUUCUGGAGGGCAAGUUCAGCAAUGAUGAAAACUCAGUAUCCGACAAAGCUCAGACCUUCCUUUCCCUGAGGUUGCGGCUGGUGAACAUCCUGAUCGGGGCCCUGCAGACGGAGACCGACUCCAUCAACACGCAGAUGAUCCUGGGUGCGAUGCUGAACAUCGUCCAGGAUUCUGCCCUUCUGGAGUCGAUAGGGACGCAAACUGAAAUGGGAAGCAUCGAGGGUAAUGGCACACUGAAGAGCCACAGCCGUAACAACAGCAGUAUCAGCACGACCAGUGGAGGCAGCUCGCAGCCCACAACGCCAGACAGCGAGCGUCCGGCUCAGGCCCUUCUCCGGGACUACGCUCUUCAUACAGAUACAGCCGCCGGCCUCCUGGUCCGCAGUAUCCACCUGGUCACCCAGAGACUCAACAAGCAGUGGAGGUCCGAUAUGAGCGUGUCGCUGGCUGCCCUGGAGCUCUUGGCUGGCCUGGCCAAGGUGAGAGCCAAUUUGGAAUCUUCGGACAAGAAGUGCGCCGUCAGCUCCGUGUGCGGCUACAUCGUGUAUCAGUGCAGCCGGCCCGCACCACUGCACUCGCGGGACCUGCACUCCAUGAUCGUGGCGGCUUUCCAGUGCCUGUGCACCUGGCUGACGGAGCACCCUGACAUGCUGGACGAAAAGGACUGCCUGAUAGAGGUGCUGGAGAUCGUGGAGCUGGGGAUCUCAGGGAGCAAGUCGAAGACCAGCGAGCAGGAGGUGCGUUACAAGGGGGACAAGGAGCACAACCCGGCCUCCAUGAGGGUGAAGGACGCCGCGGAGGCCACACUGUCCUGCAUCAUGCAGGUGCUGGCCGCCUUCCCCUCCCUCAGUGGCCCCUCGUCCAUGUGCAGCCUGCUCAACGAGGACACUUUGAUCCGCUACUCCAGGCUUACCUCCACCAGCAGGGACAACUUCCGCUACUUCGUCCUGGACAACUCCGUCAUUCUGGCCAUGCUGGAGCAGCCGUUGGGGAACGAGCAGAACCCCUGUCCUGCUGUGACCAUCCUGAUCCGAGGCGUGUCCGGCAGACACGCAUGGACCAUGCAGCUGUACCACCAGCCCAGAGUAGCGCGUGCCAAUCAGAAGCAGGUAUUUGUCCCUGAGCGCCGCCCCACCCCUAAGAACGACGUGGGCAUUCGCUUCAACGUCAAACACAGAGCCUUCCCAGAGGAAGUCGAUAAGAUCCCUUUUGUGAAGGCGGACAUGAGCAUUCCGGACCUGGAUGACAUCGUAAGCAAGCCGCUGGAGGUGCAGCACGAGAAGCUUAGGAACUUGAUGGUCAAGCAGAUGGAGUACGAGGUGGCUCUGGAGCGCCAAAGCGAGGAGGUGUGGAAGAGCAAGCCCUUCCCCGACCCCCAGGUGGACUGCAAGCCCCCGCCGCCCUCGCAGGAGUUCCAGACCGCGCGCCUCUUUCUCUCACACUUCGGUUUCCUGUCCCUAGAAGCACUGAAGGAAUCGGGUAACAGCCGGCUGCCGCCAAACCUCAUCGCUCUGGAUUCCGCCCUGCCCGGCUUCUUCCAAGACAUGGAGUACCUGGACCUUCUCCCCUGCCGGCCGUUUGACACGGUGUUCAUUUUUUACGUGAGGGCGGGUCAGAAGACCAGCCAAGAGAUCUUGAGGAACGCGGAAUCCUCAGUCAACAUCCAGCCACAUUUCCUGGAGUUUCUGCUGUCCCUGGGUUGGCCUGUAGAUGUGGGUAGUCACCCAGGGUGGACGGGGAAUGUGGACACCAGCUGGUCCAUCAACUCCUGUGUUGAUGGCGAAGGUCAGCAGCAGGAGGAAGGAUUCCCGGUAGAUGACACCAGUGGAUCCAUGUUUAAUGGCGAGAAGAAAGUCCUGUAUUACGCUGAUGCUCUGACUGAAAUUGCCUUUGUUGUUCCGACUUUGACAGAUGCCUCCAGUGACUCCUCGGAAAAUGGCCACACCCCGUUAGAUACGGACUCGCAGAUGGGCCUGCUGCCUGGCAUUCAGUCCAACCUGACGCUGGAGCUCUUCCCAAACCACUCUGAGAACCUCGGCCAACCGCAGAGGAUGAGCCCCACUUCAAAGACAAAGAAAAUUCACUGUGGAAGGAACAUACCUCCUCUGGGCCCAGAGACAAAGGUUCUGGUGGUUUGGGUGGAGCGCUAUGAUGACAUCGAAAACUUUCCGCUUUCAGAUCUUUUGUCAGAAACCAGUACUGGAGUCGAGUCGUCAAACAGCAGCACAUCAUACAGGCCGGUUGCUUCAGAAAAAGACGUCCCAGUGGUUUUCAUUCACCCCCUGAAGACCGGAUUGUUCCGCAUCAAGCUGCAUGGAACGACGGGCAAGUUCAGCAUGGUCAUCCCCCUGAUGGACGGCAUGGUGGUCAGCCGGAGGGCGCUAGGGUUUUUAGUGAGGCAGAUGGUCAUCAACGCGUGCCGGCGGAAGAGGCUAGAGAGUGACUCAUACAACCCUCCGCACGUGCGGCGGAAACAGAAGAUCGCCGACAUCUUCAACAAAUACCGCAGCAAACAGCUGGAGCCCGAGUUCUAUACCUCACUCUUCCAGGAUGUAGGGGGGAGGAGCUUGAAUCCUUGACCCUGCCCACUGAACACCGGACUACUGCUGGACCAGCACCAAAUCCUAUAUAUUUCUAAAACUAUUUUUGUUACUUCUCUCAGUACACGACUAUGUCAUUUUAAAGGGGAUGUCCACGGUAGAGUGGUACGUUUACCACAGAAUCAUGGCCACACCAGUCUGCCAGCCGCCCCAGGCCCACCCAAACCUGCUGGUACCCCAGGACAGCCCCGGGAGCUCUGGGGAGGGGGGCAGUGGGCAUGCUGCUGUGUAUCAGAGAGUAGAGAGAGUCUGCCAAAGAGGUUAAGUAGCAGAUUGGAGGGGAGUGAUGGAGCUGAAUCAUUUUUUCCCUGGAGAAUCCAACAGUGUCCUGUAGAUCUCUGAGCGAUUUCCACUGUUUCACUGUAUGUAUCUGACACUGAUCAGCAGUUGGCUUUUCCAUGACUUAUUUUAUGGACAAAUAUUCUGUACAACAACCAAAUAGUCAGAUAAUAGCAAUCUCCUAUGCUACUUUUGUUGCUCCUUCAGUUAUUGCAAUAGACACAAGUAAAAGACCUGCCUUUUCGUAAAGUAAAACCCAGAUUAACUCCUCUACGCCUGAUUUCAGCCGUCAACAUUCAUCAGCGUUCAUGUUAAUAGUCUCAGGUAGUUUAUCCUGCAUGUUACAUAUGCAUUUCUGUUUGGUCAUGCAUUUAAUCUGCAAGCUGAUCAUUAUCCCCCCCCCUUUCAUUGUUGUGUAAUUAAGGUAAUUUUUUUUAAUCAAUUUUCUUACAUUGUGGAAUUCAGUACAGUCAUCAUCUGCUUUUAGCCUGAUUUAAUUCAGGACUGUUCUUGGCAAUCACAAUGUUGUGUUUUGUCCAUAUUGACCCAUUGUGGGUGUUUAUCUAUUUGCUUGUUUUAAGAAUAACAAAAAACAUCAUUAUGGCAAAUUUAGCCCACCAAGUCUUCCCUCUCUUUUCGGCAGUCCUUUGGCUCACAAUAAGAACUGAAAGCAAUAUGUAUUUCAAAACCAUUCACAAUUAAAGGUAUGAGGGGUAGACUUGUUACUCUUUUAAUAGUGCCAGUGGUCACGGACACUUAUAAAAUCUCCAGGGUGAAAGGUUAACUUAUGUUGAAAGUAGUUGUGUUUUUUUUUUGCCCUCACUGCUGUUUUGGCUCGGUGCACAUUCUGCUUCUCUUUUGACCCUUAAUUUACACCUCCGAAGGUGUCACAACCCUUUAGCCCACUCCAGGCCUUACAACACAUGAUCGUUACACACCUAGAAUGAAAGACUUUGAACGUCACUGUUCAUGUAUCUUCAGCUGGUUGUGUCAAGUCUAUGUACCAAUAGUUUUUAAGUACUUUUUUAAAAAUGGAAAAAUAAACUGCUUGGCAUAUACCUACUGAAUGCCUACCGUUACUGUUUAAUUUACUCUUUGAACACUCCAUUUAAAAAUACUGUGGCAUUUUUGGUUAAAACAAACAUUACUACUCAAAGAGAAUUGUUUUCAGCAGAGAUAUUGUCAUGUCAAUGAAGAUACACAUUUUAAACUUUUGAAAGAGAUUGCACAGAGGAAUGUGAAAGGGUAUACUAUUAAAGCCAUUAUUUGCUAGAAACAUAAUGGUACAUUGUUUAAAACAGCCCAAACUUGAUUUUUGUCCUGUUCCUUUUGAACAGCUUGUGUUCUGUAAAUAUUGCUGGCUUUAACUUGAGGUGUAUAGAGCUGGACGUCUAUGUGUAAAUAUGAAAAUGUGAAGUUUAUUUCAUUUGUUGGUUCUCUUUAUGAGGAAAGGCACAAAAUGCGUGUUUGUAUUUAUGCCAACAAUAAGUGUCCAAAAAUAAGCCGUUGGAUAUUGAAUGUAACACAUGUAUUGAAUAAAAAUUUUAAAGAGCUUCUUAUCAUAAAAACAUA
Molecule: messenger RNA, 6929 nt
Organism: Paramormyrops kingsleyae
Lineage: Eukaryota; Metazoa; Chordata; Actinopteri; Osteoglossiformes; Mormyridae
Source: RefSeq, a predicted model, not a curated record